Medicago truncatula (barrel medic) is the source of this 3762-nucleotide messenger RNA. Its product is annotated as disease resistance protein RPV1. NCBI's taxonomy places the organism in Eukaryota, Viridiplantae, Streptophyta, Magnoliopsida, Fabales, Fabaceae. The coding region runs from base 150 to 3563 and encodes 1137 amino acids. The record is from RefSeq and is a predicted model, not a curated record. Gene Ontology annotation, molecular function: ADP binding; metal ion binding. Gene Ontology annotation, biological process: signal transduction; defense response. The transcript is spliced from 7 exons.
UUAUAUCUUAAGUUGAUUGACUUAUCUAUCGUUGACGAACCUCGUGUAUAUGAUAUAAUCUUGAGAUCUAACAAGGAUAAGCAAGCAUAAGGAACCACUGAAGCAGCAUUUAGUACUCAUCCACCAAACAAACAAACAGUAGGUACCAGAUGAACAAGCUAAUAGCGAAGCUGUUCAAACGAGGAGCAAAGGAGAAACCAGCCUCUUUCGUUUUGAAAGUUGUUAUGCACUGUGAUGGAUGCGCCAAAAAGAUAGAACGAAUGGUUCUUAAAUUCGACGGUGUAGAGAGCGUUGAAUCUGACUGCUCUAGUAAUACAUUGAAGGUUAUUGGAAAAGCGGACCCCGACAAGGUGCGAGAUAAACUAGAGCAAAAAUCUAAGAGGAAGGUUGUGCUUUCCAUGGAAAAUAAACUUUAUGAAGUGUUCUUAAGUUUUAGAGGAAAAGAUACUCGUGCAUCAUUCACUUCACAUCUCUAUGCUUCACUUCAAAAUGCUGGAAUUAAUGUUUUUAGGGAUGAUGAUUCGCUUCAAAGAGGAGAUCAAAUAUCAUCAUUACUUCAAUUGAUUGAAGAGUCUCGAAUUUCUGUGAUUGUUUUUUCAAGAAAUUAUGCAGAUUCGCGAUGGUGUCUAGAUGAGUUAGUAAAGAUAAUGGAGUGUCAGCGAACCAUAGGGCAGAUAGUUGUGCCAGUGUUCUACGAUGUAGAUCCCUCUGAAGUACGUCACCAGAAAGGCGAGUUUGGUAAAGCAUUUCAAAAUCUCUUAAAUAGAAUUUCAAAGGAUGAAGAUGAGUCCCUUUCAGAGGAAGAGAAAGAUGAGUUGCUGCAUUGUAAGUUGAGCUGGAUAGAGGCGCUUCGAGGGGCGACUAACAUUGCAGGAUUUGUAGUCCUAGAUUCCAAGAAUGAAAAUAAGGCCAUCAAGGAUAUUGUUGAAAAAAUUACUCAUUUGCUUGAUAAGACAGAUUUGUUCAUUGCUGAUAAACCUGUGGGAGUUGGUUCUCGAGUGCAAGAUGUUAUUGAACUGUUAGACAUCCAACAAUCAAAUGAUGUACUGCUACUUGGGAUGUGGGGUAUGGGGGGGAUUGGUAAAACAACCAUUGCAAAAGCUAUCUAUAAUGAAAUUGGCCGUAAUUUUGAAGGUAGGAGCUUCCUUGCAAAUGUUAGGGAAGUUUGGGAUGAGAAUGCUGGAAAAGUGAAUUUACAAGAACAACUUCUCUUUGACAUCUGUAAAGAUAUGACAAUCAAAAUACAAAGCAUUGAAAGUGGAAAAAUCAUAUUAAAGGAUAGACUCUGCCGUAAAAGAGUACUAAUUUUACUUGAUGAUGUUAAUACAUUGGACCAACUAAAUGCUUUGUGCGGAAGUCAUAAAUGGUUUGGUCCGGGGAGUAGAAUAAUCAUUACCACAAGGGAUAAACAUAUACUUAGUGGGAAUAGGGUUAAUAAAGUAUUUAAAAUGAAACACAUGGUUGAAAGUGAAUCAAUUGAGCUAUUUAGUUGGCAUGCAUUCAAGCAAGCGAGUCCUACAAACGAUUUUGUUGAAAUUUCUAGAAAUGUAGUUGAGUAUUCUGGGGGGUUGCCACUAGCAUUGGAAGUCCUUGGGUCAUAUUUAUUCGAUAGGGAGGUAACAGAAUGGAAAAGUGCAUUGGACAAACUCAAAAGAAUUCCUAAUAAUCAAUUACAGAAGAAGUUAAGAAUAAGCUAUGAUGCUUUAAAUGAUGACAUUGAGAAAGAAAUAUUCCUUGAUGUAGCUUGUUUCUUUAUUGGGAUGGACCGAAAUGACGUUACACUUAUAUUAAAUGGAUGUGGACUUUUUGCUGAAAUUGGAAUAAGUAUCCUUGUUGAGCGUAGUCUUGUAACUGUUGAUGAUAAGAACAAACUUGGAAUGCAUGAUUUGUUGCGAGAUAUGGGAAGAGAAAUCAUUCGUGAGAAAUCACCAGAGGAGCUCGAGGAGCGUUGCAGGUUGUGGUUUCAUGAUGAUGUGCUUCAUGUAUUAUCAGAACAAACUGGAACAAAAGCUAUUAAGGGGCUGACUUUGAAGUUCCCAAGAGCCAAUGAAAAAUGUUUUAGUACUAAAGCAUUCAAGAAGAUGACGAGACUCAGAUUGCUUCAACUUGCUGGGGUUAAACUUGAUGGAGAUUUUGAAUAUCUUUCGAGAAAUCUGAGAUGGCUGUCUUGGAAUGGAUUUUCUUUAACACAUAUACCUACAAACUUUUACAAAGGAAGCUUGGUUUCCAUCGAGUUAGAGAAUAGCAAUGUCAAACUUUUAUGGAAAGAGGCCCAGAGGAUGGAAAAACUGAAAAUUCUAAAUCUUAGUCAUUCUCAUUGUCUGACACACACCCCAGACUUUUCAUACAUGCCUAAUCUUGAGAAGCUGGUACUUAAAGAUUGUCCAAUGUUGUCUGAGGUUUCUCCUAGCAUUGGAAAUCUCAGUGAAAUUCUUCUAAUAGAUUUGGAAGAUUGUGUUAGCCUUCGUAGCCUUCCAGGAAGCAUCUAUAAGUUGAAAUCUCUGAAAACUCUCAUUCUUUCUGGGUGUAUAAUGAUUGACGAGUUGGAAGAGGACAUAGAACAAAUGGAAUCAUUAACCAUUCUGCUUGCAAAUAACACUGGAAUAAAAAGAGUACCCUUUUCAGUAGUAAGGUCAAAAAGCAUUGGAUACAUUUCUCUAUGUGGCCAUGAAGGAUUUUCACGUGAUGUGUUUCCGUCUAUCAUCUGGUCUUGGUUGUCACCAACAAAUAAUCUCUCAUCCCUAGUUCAAACAUCUAAUGUCAUGUCAUCCCUUGUUUCUGUAGAUGUACCAAAUAGUAGUUCCCAUGAACUAUUAUCGAUUUCCAAGUACCUUCCAAGUCUUCGAAGUCUUUGGGUGGAGUGCAGCUCAGAACUUCAACUUUCUCAUGAUGCUGCAAUAAUUUUGGAUGCCUUAUAUGCCACAGAUUAUAAGGGGUUUGAAUCAAUUGCAAUUACAUCACAGGUAUCAAAUAUGACUACUUCUACAUCACAAGUAUCAGAACAUUCCUUCAAGUCUCUUUUAAUUCAAAUGGGAACGAAUUGCCAAGUCACCAAUAUUUUGAAAGAGAAAAUUGUACAGAAUAUGGAUCUCAAUGGGAGCGGUGAUUGUUUGCUUCCCACUGAUGGUUAUCCAGAUUGGUUAACCUUUCAUUCUGAAGGUUCUUCGGUAACUUUUCAAGUUCCCCAAGUGGAAGGCCGUAGCUUGAAAACAAUGAUGUGCAUUGUCUAUACUUCAACCCCAGCUAACAUGAUAUCAAGUGGCCUUAAAAACAUGUUAGUGAAAAACCACACAAAGGCCACCAUUCAGCUCUAUAAGAGUGAGGCAUUGGUCUCCUUUGAAGAUGAGGAGAGCCAGAGGGUAAUAUCAAGUAUAGAACCUGGUAACAAAGUGGAGGUCAUUGUUGUUUUCGAGAACAGUUUCAUUGUGAAAAAGACAGCAGUUUAUCUGGUAUAUGAUGAACAAAUUGGUGAAAAAGUGGAGCUAUAUGAUGUACCAGAAAGAAAGAAAAUUGAGUGGAAUGAAUCAAAGAAAGAUGGUGCCUGCAAACCUUUUUAUUGCUAACAAUUGUUUUCUAUUUUUUGUUGAAGUUUCUAUACAUGGUAAAUUUGUGUAAUCCUAAAUAGAGGUGAACUAUUGUAAGUUGUUCUGUUACAAUUCUUCCAUGUCAUAUAUAGCUUUUGGCAGUUCACUCUAAUUGUAUUACCGACUGCGAGGAAUGUACAGUUUUGAAAUUUUAUAUGACAUAUCUAUGUUGAACAUA